AUGAUAAGAGAUGCAAGCUCUUUUUUUAAUCGAAUAGAUUAAUCUUUAGAUUACAUCAUAUCUCUACUUUCAAUUGGAUUAGAAGUUUAUUUACAAUAAUAUUUGGACGUAUUAUAAUAUUUUAGUUUGGGUUUAUUAGGCCUAGCAGGAAUAUCUAAAAUGAUACAAAAGAAGAAAGUGUUUGGAAUUUAGUAAGAUUAUUCACCAAUUUUCUUUUGGUCUCUGGCUUUGGUUAGGAUUGUAUUUAUAAAAAAUGUCAAUAAAGAUCAGACAGCUUAUUGGUUUUAUAUUCUGGGUUUUAGCAAUGGAUUAUAUGUGAGUAUGACCCCUCGCAGGUUUAUAAACUAGGUAGCAGAAUUAGUAAAAGCAUUUGUAUAAUUUGGAUUUCUAAUUGGUGUUUUAAUUUAUUAUUUUUCUGAGUAAUUGGUUUAGAGUAUUUUACUAAUAGUCUUAAUGCUCUUUAUCUAGUACCAAAAUUAUCGUUAAAAUGUUAAACUAUUGGAGCUGAACAAAGAUGAGUUGUUUCUUUAGAGUAACGCUCACUUAAAUGGGUCUUUGAACAAAUUUUCUUGUAAAAUUUAAGAGAAUUCAAAAUCAGUCAUAUAAAUCUAAGAGGUUGGAUCAUUAAGUAGGCAGGAAGCAUCAAUGCAUCUAAUACAGAAUUAAGUUGAUCUAUAAGCUCCUACUUAGAAUGUGAUCUGGCAGAAUUUUAUAGAAUAGAGUGAAGAUUACAUCAGUAAAUUCUAUUUCAACGUGGAUGAUUUAGAAAACAAUAUAAAUCAAGCAUAAAAUAAUUAUUCUAUGUAGAAAUUUCUACAGGAUAACAAAAGCCAAUUGAUUAAUCUAUUUAAAGACAUGAAAGUGAGUAGUGAUCUAAAUGUUAAGUUAUACGAAUCAAAUUAUCUGGAUAAAAAACAGGAUAGCCUUUUUGAUUGGAUUAAAGCUAAUGCUACUUCUUCAAACUUUUAAGAUGUUAAUUAAUAAAGGAGAUUUGAGGAAAACUUAGUUGUUAGUUCACCAAUUUGUUAACAAUCAAUUGUGAUGUUGGAUGCUUUUAUAGAGAAAUCCAUAUCUGGGUUGUCUGCUAUAUAAUUAAUUUAGGGUUCCCUUGAGGUAUCAAAUUUGAGGAAUAGAAGAAUUGCGUAUGGACAAUAUAACGGGAAGAAAUACAAUUACAAUUUUUACAUUUAAAUAAGUUUUUUUCUCGAAGAAGUAGAUGGUGUUUAACAUCAAGUGAUAGCUGUUCUCAUUCGGGACUUGGAGAAGUAAGUUAAACAAAUCAAAUCAAACCUGAAGAAUAUUUAAAAAAUAAAUUCAACAAUUAAAUUUUUGUAAUAGCAAGCAGACGUAAUCUAGAGAUUGCACAGAAAGAUAGUUUUGUAAUAGAAUGCCAUUAACGAAAUUUAAAGGAGCAAUUAAAACACCCAGUUAAUUAAAAGAACAAAUAGCAUAUGUUCAUAUAAAGAUAGUGUGGAUGAUGCUUUAUCGGACUUUUCUGAGAAAGGACAAAAGAAAUUUUAAAUAACCUAAUUCAUCAAUUAAUUAUAAUUUCAAUUUUUGAGGAUAAUUCAGAACCAUUUUAAUUAUUUUGAAGUGUUCUCUGUAAAUGAUAUUAUUGAAUUUGAAAAAAAGAGGGUCGAUAUAACGCAAACCAUUUCCUUGUUAAUUAACUAGUUUCAAUAUGAUGAGAUAGUUAUUACAAAAAAGAUCAGAUUUUCCAUACAGGGGGACUUAUAAAAUAAAUAUAUAACAUCAGACUUAAGACGAUUGAAAUAAUUAUUGUUUAAUAUCAUUUACAACUCAAUAAAAUCUUAUGAAUUCGAUUAGAUAAAUUAAAAAACUUAAAGAUUGGUUUAAAUAAACCUAAAUAAUUAUGAAUAAAAUAUUCGUUUUGAGGUCAUUGAUUAUGGAUGUGGUUUGAAUGAGGAGAAUAUCAAUCCAAGAAGACUUGAUGAUUGUAAGUUAGGCUUAGCAGCAUCACAAAAGUUGAUUAAAUUAUUGGGAGGUUAUAAUAAAUAAAUAACAAUUUCUCGUUCUUAAUCACAACACUAAACAAAAGUUUAAUUUGAAUUGCCAAAUGAUUUAUACGUAGAUAAGGCGGAUAUUAUGGGAGAGGAUUUUGAUUUUGACACUAUUUAGCUAAUCUUCACUACUUGA
Messenger RNA from Paramecium tetraurelia, 2157 nucleotides. RefSeq lists its product as uncharacterized. The transcript is spliced from 4 exons. NCBI's taxonomy places the organism in Eukaryota, Ciliophora, Oligohymenophorea, Peniculida, Parameciidae. The record is from RefSeq and is a predicted model, not a curated record.